AUGCUUCGUCGCGGCGCUGCCACGGCGUUCUCCGGUUCACCUCCAUCGUCCGUCGCCUCGGACGCGCCCAGCGCAGCGGUUAGCACAGCCGCACAGUCCUUAUUACCACCAAUACAGCUCUACCGUCGUUUGUUUAGGGCGCAUCGCCAAGGGCUUAAUCCCGAGAUGCGCAGUUUGGGUGACAACUAUGUCAAAGACGAGUUCAGGCGCCAUCGGGCGAUCGACAACCCGCUCCAGAUCGUCGGCUUCUUGAGUUCCUGGAAGAUGUAUUUGGACACGCUAGAGCUUGAAGCAAUUGAUAGUUCAGGUGGAGUUGGAAGCAGUCCCUCGGUAGGAUCAGCUAAGCGGAAAUGCUUCGAAGGAAGACGGCUAGACCCAGACAUGAUGGAAAAGCUUUCGGAGGAGCAAUUGUACCAGCUGCAUGAGCUCAUGCAAGCUACUCAGGAAGUGUAUGACCCGAACAAAGCGCAAGCGAAGCCACCUGGCAAAAAAUAA
Messenger RNA from Tilletiaria anomala UBC 951, 495 nucleotides. RefSeq names its product ACN9-domain-containing protein. Gene Ontology annotation, cellular component: mitochondrial intermembrane space; mitochondrion. NCBI's taxonomy places the organism in Eukaryota, Fungi, Basidiomycota, Exobasidiomycetes, Georgefischeriales, Tilletiariaceae. The record is from RefSeq and is a predicted model, not a curated record. Gene Ontology annotation, biological process: mitochondrial respiratory chain complex II assembly; succinate metabolic process. The coding region runs from base 1 to 495 and encodes 164 amino acids. The transcript is spliced from 2 exons.